Caenorhabditis briggsae is the source of this 1341-nucleotide messenger RNA. The record is from RefSeq and is a predicted model, not a curated record. Bases 1 to 1341 code for a protein of 446 amino acids. NCBI's taxonomy places the organism in Eukaryota, Metazoa, Nematoda, Chromadorea, Rhabditida, Rhabditidae. The transcript has 3 exons.
AUGAGCAUCAUGAUGAACACCAAGCCAGUCACCUACGUCAGUUUGAAAAAAGUUCUAUGCCAUACGGAACCAAAUUUGAGAUUCCAAAUAUCCACCCGUAUGCCAUCAAUCCGCCAAACAGAAAAACGGGUCCCACUGAAAAUCGAGACUCUGGCCCUCCAAGAAUUUAAGACUACUGUAAACGGCACAUCCUAUGAACUAGGAGUCUAUCGUGACUUCCACCCAGAUGCGGUUGUCGCUGACCAGAUAAAGAGAGAAAACGAAAACGGAGGAGUCAAACAUGAUUUAGACGAGUAUGGAUUCAAAGUUAACCCAUUCUCGACUCCAAUUUUCCCAGGAGACAUGGAUUUCCGUAAUGGGCAAUCUCCAAGUUUUGGGGAUGAUCUUCCAGAAGAUUUGUAUAGACACGAGUUGAAAAUGGCAGAGGAGGCGUUGAAGAAGUUGGAGGAGUUGGAAGCCAAAGGGAUUACUGUGGAGGAGUACCUACAGACGGCCCAAGAAGAGGUAGAAGGAGACGUCAGACAAUACAUCGCAGAUGGAAAAGAGUAUGUGCAGAGGACUAUUGAGCAUGCUCGAGCUACACUGUACCCUUACGACUGCCGGAAAAACGAUGAACGUCCUCCAUACACCCCGUACAUUCAAUUGACGGUUUCUAAAAAUUGGAAACAAGAGAUUCAGAGGACUUCAUACGAUAGGAAGCUAUAUGAAGCUGCCAAACAAGUCAACCACUGGUUUUUCGCAAAUCGGGGAAUAAUUCGAGUCAACCAGUUGAACGUACUGAGCCAUGGAGAAGUUUGUCGCUUGCCGAUCGGGCUCCAGAUUUGUGCUAGUAUUGUGACUGGAUAUGAAUGGAAUAUGCUUCCAAUUAGCUCAGUUUUGACGCCUUAUUGCCAGACAGUCAGAAUUCGAAGCAUUGCAUCAUUGAAUUGUGAUUCUCCGGUGGUCCGCAAUGCUAAAAUCCUGGAAAUCAGCACUGAGAAUCUUAUGUGGCCUACGACAAAUCUCCAUCAGCUGCCAAAUCCACAAAUCGAGUUAUCCUAUCCAUACACCGAUCAAAUCACUACAGCAAAUUACUUUGAUCGGAUCACCGAAUGGCUAUCGAUUGAUCGAUUCAUUGGAUCCAAACUUUCAAUAAUGCUUGAUACAGAAGAUGCUGGAGAAAAGGUUCUGGAAAUGGCGAGAAGCAGCAGCAGUGAGCGGGCUAAUUGUAGAAGCUUUAAAAGAUGUGUUAGAGUUCGUUGGCAAAACGGAAAGGAUAUUCGAAUCUGCUAUGUGAAGAACAAGAAGAGAUCGCAAUUUGAAUGGAUUCUGAAAACUAGGAUCAUCAAAGCCGAAGCUUGA